CGCGGGCCCAAGCCGCAGGGGCCGAAGGGGGCGGGGCUUCGUCCCGGAAGCCCUGGCCCCGCCUCCCCUUCCCGGAACCGCGGGCGGCUUCUCGCGCCAGCUCCAGUUGUCUUUUACUCUGAGGGAGCUGUUUCUCAAAAGGAUGAGGCUCGUAAUCCUAGACAAUUAUGAUUUGGCAAGUGAAUGGGCUGCCAAGUAUAUCUGUAAUCGCAUCAUCCAGUUCAAGCCUAACCAAAGCCAGUAUUUCUCUCUUGGCUUGCCAACAGGAAGCACACCUUUGGGAUGCUACCAGAAACUGAUAGACUAUCACAAAAGAGGAGAUCUCUCUUUUAAAUAUGUGAAGACAUUCAAUAUGGAUGAAUACGUAGGGCUUCCAAGGAAUCACCCAGAGAGCUACCAUUCUUACAUGUGGAACAAUUUUUUUAAGCAUAUUGAUAUAGAUCCAAACAAUGCUCAUAUUCUUGAUGGGAAUGCACCAGAUCUAAAAGCAGAGUGUGAUGCGUUUGAAAAGAAGAUAGAAGAAGCUGGGGGGAUAGAGCUGUUUGUUGGAGGCAUUGGCCCAGAUGGUCACAUAGCUUUCAAUGAACCAGGAUCCAGUUUGGUGUCAAGAACAAGACUGAAAACGCUAGCCAUGGAUACCAUUCUGGCAAAUGCAAAAUACUUUGAUGGUGAUUUAUCUAAGGUUCCAACUAUGGCAUUAACAGUUGGUGUGGGGACAGUCAUGGAUGCCAGGGAAGUCAUGAUUCUCAUCACGGGAGCACACAAAGCCUUUGCUUUAUACAAGGCAAUUGAAGAAGGGGUCAACCAUAUGUGGACAGUUUCUGCCUUCCAGCAGCAUCCCCAUACAAUCUUUGUGUGUGAUGAAGAUGCCACUUUAGAACUCAGAGUUAAAACGGUUAAGUAUUUUAAAGGUUUAAUGCACGUGCACAACAAGCUUGUGGACCCUCUACAUAGUAUGAAAGAACAAAGCUGAAGGACAAAUCCACACGGGAUUCACUGGGUUAACCCUGGCAGUGUGCUUUAGGGAGCAGACUGCUAGGCAAGAUCGUGAAAAACUGGCUAAAACCAAGCAUCUUUCAAACCCAGGGUUUGUCGUUCUUUUUCUUUGCAGUCCAAUUAUACGCGCACAUUCCUCUCAGUGCUGUUACAAGGCCUGCUCUCUGUUUCCCCAGACCUGUUUUGCCUGUUGCAUAUUAUAAGCUGUCUGAAACGAUGGAACAGUUCUGGUGGAGGAGGAUAGCCUCAAACAAGCUACCCAGGGGGAGAAUAAUGUUCUCGCAGGGGUCUCUGCAGGGUGCAGGCAAAAAAGUCGGGAGGGUGGCCGCCACAGUAUGACUUAAGUUCCACCUUUUUUUAACGUGCAGGAUUUUGAUCACACCAUCGUGGCCAUCUUGAUUUUUCUGAUUGUACCCUGCAGACACUCCUGGUUCUGUAACUCAAAUAUAAACACCUCUCUGUUGCUGUUUGUUUUAGAUCUUGGCCUCUUGUCAUUCAUCGUAACUGAGAAGCAGGCACUUUACAAUCAGAUGUUUACACACAACUCUCCUGUCUACACCUCAGCAAUUCAUUGCCUUAAAAUCUACACCUGUGGGGGUAGAAUAUGGUGCAGAAGAGUAUAAUGCCCAUCUUCUAGACUGGUCUUAAAUGUAUAUUUCUUUCUGCUAUAAUGCUCAUUUGAGGGGGGAGGGUUAAAUAAUUUGGGCUGUUUUACAUGGUUAUUCAUGCCAGGAAGGGGGAAUGGGCAGUGGAGUCUAUAUAUUUUGAAUGCCGAUGCAACUAUUAAAAUCUCCUAUGCCAUGCUGAUAUGAUUUUAGUUAAGUAAAGAGUCAUAUUGCUA
Candoia aspera is the source of this 1837-nucleotide messenger RNA. It is a transcript of the gene GNPDA2, whose product is annotated as glucosamine-6-phosphate deaminase 2. Gene Ontology annotation, biological process: N-acetylneuraminate catabolic process; carbohydrate metabolic process; D-glucosamine catabolic process. The coding region runs from base 143 to 973 and encodes 276 amino acids. The record is from RefSeq and is a predicted model, not a curated record. NCBI's taxonomy places the organism in Eukaryota, Metazoa, Chordata, Lepidosauria, Squamata, Candoiidae. The transcript has 7 exons. Gene Ontology annotation, cellular component: cytoplasm. Gene Ontology annotation, molecular function: identical protein binding; glucosamine-6-phosphate deaminase activity.